This is a messenger RNA of Lotus japonicus, 569 nucleotides long. RefSeq lists its product as uncharacterized. Bases 38 to 535 code for a protein of 165 amino acids. The record is from RefSeq and is a predicted model, not a curated record. The transcript has 2 exons. Lineage: Eukaryota; Viridiplantae; Streptophyta; Magnoliopsida; Fabales; Fabaceae.
UUGUGUCUUUAAAUUGGUAAUUCGUUUUUGGUUUUUGAUGGCAUCGUCUGUUGCAAUUGAUCCCGUUGUGACCCUGUGCCCUCCAAAUCACAAUUGGAGGAUCAAAGUGAGAGUUGUUCGACUAUGGAUUGCUGAUGGGUUUGCUGGGGAAAACAAACCUGCUUCAAUGGAGUUGAUUUUACUGGAUCAACAUGGUGGAAAAAUCCAAGCAACUGUGAGGAAGCUCAUGUUUAGGAAGUGGGGUGAACAGUUCGUGGAAGGAAAUGUUUAUAUCAUUACAUUUUUUCACUUGAUCCCCAAUUUGGGUGCCUAUCGACCUACUGAUCAUGCUUUUAGGAUUCUUUUUAAUCCUAAAACUAAGAUCAUUCCAGCUGAGAGUAGCAUUAUCCCAAGGUGGGGAUUUUCUCUGAAGGAUUCUGCUCAACUUAAUGAUGAUGGCUUCCAGACGGAAUACUUAGUUGGUGGGUGUUUUUUAACAAUGAGCCUAGGCUAUAGAUUUUGUUUGAAAUUUUCUCAUCCAAAUAUUUCGAUGUAGAUAUGAUUGGUUUGUUGACAGCUACCUCUGAGGA